Messenger RNA from Necator americanus (New World hookworm), 1356 nucleotides. RefSeq lists its product as uncharacterized. The transcript is spliced from 12 exons. The record is from RefSeq and is a predicted model, not a curated record. Bases 1 to 1356 code for a protein of 451 amino acids. NCBI's taxonomy places the organism in Eukaryota, Metazoa, Nematoda, Chromadorea, Rhabditida, Ancylostomatidae. Gene Ontology annotation, molecular function: RNA binding.
AUGCCUCGCUUAAGACUAACAUCGCUAUUGGACCUAGUCACUACACCUGUAACAAAUUCAUUACCUAAAACUGACUUUUGGACGUAUAAUGACGAAAUUGCCCCCUUUUCCGUAUCUACCUCUCCUAUCGUACCGUUGUCGCUCGGUCACGUACCGUUGGGUUCGACCAUUCGACCCUCCGCCGCAUCCAUCACAUCGUUUGGUUCCUUGCGAUUAGGAAUGAAGCGCGAACACACUGACGACGACCGUUACGGAAGUUCACGUAAUUCCAAACGGCAGAGAGCCGACGGUUUCUCCGAAGCAUUGGCUCAGGGUAAAUUCGAACUACGUAUCCUUGUGAGCAGUAAAUGUGCUGGAGCAAUCAUCGGCAAAGGUGGUGAAAAUAUCAAACGUCUACGCAACCAGUUCGAAGGCCAGAUCUCAGUUCCCGAUUCCAACUCUCCCGAACGGGUACUGACGCUGGUAUGUCCACCAUCGGUGAUCGUUCGUAUUGUUGAGGACAUCUUGCCACGCAUUGAAGAUACACAAAAUGAAAAGGACAAGUGCACUAUCCGUCUACUUGUACAUCAAUCGCACGCUGGCGCUCUGAUUGGGCGACAAGGUGGAAAAAUUAAAGAACUACGUGACAGAACAAACGCCAGAAUCAAGGUGUUCCAGCAGUGUUGCCCUCAGUCAACUGAUCGCAUUUGUAUGUUGUCUGGAGACGACCGUAAUGUCAUUGAUGCUGUAGAACAUAUCGUGGAAGAACUGAAACAAAUUCCUAUUAAGGGCCCUGUCAAUCCAUAUACCUCAUUUAACUAUGACCCUGCCAUGGCCCCAGACUAUGGCGGCUUCUCCCCUGCUUACCCUACCUCAGGACGUGGUGGACCCCCAAUCAGCCCAUUCUCAGGAGGUCCUCGACGUUCACUCGGAGCACCUCUGCCUCCAAUGCGCGGUGGAGGCGGACUUGGUGGCCCUGAUAUGCGCUACGACCGCGGAAUUGGCAGAGACUAUGACUCAGGACCUUAUGGUGGACCCAUGGGUGGCCCUCCUCAGUAUGGUGGUGGUGGAGGUCUCUAUGGUGGUUAUCCUGGACAGAACUCAAUCCAGACCACUCAGGUGACGAUCCCGUCGGACCUGGGUGGCACGAUAAUUGGACGCGGUGGCGAUCGCAUCAAUAGAAUCCGUGACGAGAGCGGAGCGCAGAUCCAGCUGGAACCCUCAUCAGGACAAGAGGAGCGCGUCAUCACCAUCACUGGCACGCAGACUCAGAUCCACGCUGCACAAUAUCUCCUACAGCAGUGCGUGCGCCAAUCCGCCGCAGGCCGCAAGUAUAUCGAACAGCAACAAGCUGGUCACCAUAGCCACCACCGCUAA